Molecule: messenger RNA, 378 nt
Organism: Eimeria necatrix
Lineage: Eukaryota; Apicomplexa; Conoidasida; Eucoccidiorida; Eimeriidae
Exons: 2
Coding region: 1-378 (125 amino acids)
Source: RefSeq, a predicted model, not a curated record
AUGUCUAUCUACAACCUUUGUAGAUGUCUAUCUACAGCGGUGCGGCAGCUCAAACAGCGCUUAAUCGACUUCACUACACUACAAGUCCCUGACACCACGAAACUCUUCGAGUUAUACACGGACGCCCCUGGUUAUGCGAUCGGAGCAGUUCCAGAACAGGACGGCAAGCCCAUCAGCUUCGUCAGACAAGUCAUGAACCCCACACAACAGAGAUACUCGAUCUACGAUCAGGAACUCUUGGCAUUGGUCACAGCCCUGGACACGUGGUCACACUUGCUCCGUUUUUCCAAGGGAGCUCGCCGGAAUUCGUUCGCGACGACCCAGACGACGCAGCCUGCCGUCCGCAACUUCACCUUCGCUGUACAGGCACUACAAUAG